Wallemia ichthyophaga EXF-994 is the source of this 1146-nucleotide messenger RNA. RefSeq names its product RNA polymerase-associated protein LEO1. The record is from RefSeq and is a predicted model, not a curated record. Gene Ontology annotation, biological process: transcription elongation by RNA polymerase II; positive regulation of transcription elongation by RNA polymerase II. The coding region runs from base 1 to 1146 and encodes 381 amino acids. Gene Ontology annotation, molecular function: RNA polymerase II C-terminal domain phosphoserine binding. The transcript has a single exon. Gene Ontology annotation, cellular component: Cdc73/Paf1 complex; nucleus. Lineage: Eukaryota; Fungi; Basidiomycota; Wallemiomycetes; Wallemiales; Wallemiaceae.
AUGUCUGAUAACGAUGAUUUGAUGGACGAUUUAUUUGGAGAAGGUGGUGUGAGUGGUGAGAAUGUCGAUAAUCACGGAAAUUCUGGGGUUUUGAAUCAAUUUAAUGGUUUUAAUGACGACAACGACGACAACGACGACAAGAAUGACGACAAGAACAAUGACACGGAUGAAGCUCACACACAACCUACCAAUAACCCCUUGGAAUACAAUGAAGAGGAUAUGCCUAAUGAUGGCGUUAUCCUUGAGCAAGUCAGGACAGCUACGAUGGAUAUAAACAAUCUCCCACCUAUACGCACAUCCACCUACAAUUCACUUGCCAGAAUCCCAAACUUUUUAAACAUACAAUCUGCUGGUUUUGAUAGGCAGACGUUUGAAGAUGAUGAUAAGAAUCUACCUUCAAACGCCAAUACUUCAAAUACUAUCAGAUGGAGGUGGAAUCAAGAUGAGGAUGGCCACACAAUUGCACAAUCCAACAGCAGAUUCAUUCGCUGGUCUGACGGCAGCUUGAGCUUGCAAGUGGGAAAAGAGAUGUAUGAUAUAAACCUCAAUCAUGACGCGGACACUGAAACUCGUACAAAUCCCCGUCAAUUCGCUUUCUUGCAUCACGAAAAGAAUCAGGUCGUUAUGGGCGAUAGCGUGAUUGACACCCAGCUCAAUUUUGUACCACCUUCACUGGCUUCAAAUGUACACAAGAAGUACGCGUCGACUGUCAAUGACAAGCACUUUAAGGCUGCAAAGAUGAAAAUGGUCGAUAAAGAAACAGAAUCCAAGGAUCCACACAAGGAACUCCUUAAAAAGAUGGAAGAUGAUAAGAAAUCUGCGCGUAACAAAGCUAAAAUGGAGAGAGCUGCCGCGAAGAAGGAAGCCAUUGCUUCUGGACACAACCUCGAUUGGAGUAGUGAUGAUGAUGAUCUUAGUAGGGCAGCUGCCUCGAGGCGUAUAGGUGCACGAGGAACCUACGAAAAAGACCAAGAUGAUGGAUUCGUCGUGGAGGAUGAAGAGGACGGCGCUAUGGAAGAAGGAAUUGACGACGAAGAAGACGACGACGGUCAACACUCGCUUGACUCACUUGAAGACGCAGAAAACCGCAUCGAGCAGGAGAAGAAGGUUUAUAAGAAGCGUGUAGAAUCUGAUGAGGAGGAUUAG